Messenger RNA from Xiphias gladius (swordfish), 8544 nucleotides. It is a transcript of the gene amot, whose product is annotated as angiomotin. Gene Ontology annotation, molecular function: signaling receptor activity. The coding region runs from base 622 to 3795 and encodes 1057 amino acids. NCBI's taxonomy places the organism in Eukaryota, Metazoa, Chordata, Actinopteri, Istiophoriformes, Xiphiidae. The record is from RefSeq and is a predicted model, not a curated record. Gene Ontology annotation, biological process: actin cytoskeleton organization; regulation of cell migration; angiogenesis. Gene Ontology annotation, cellular component: bicellular tight junction; lamellipodium; cytoplasmic vesicle. The transcript has 14 exons.
CAUUCCUCUCAUACUGCAGAUCGGGCAGGGGGUUGCUUCCUGCCACUUCUCUUGUACCGCUUCCUUUUUUACGGUUAAACAUGACAUUUGCGGGGAAGGACGAAGACUUUUUGGCUGCGAACAAGCUCCGUUUCCCGGAGAAAGGAUUGAAAUCCGCCGCAAAACCCACGGUUGAUCGGCAGCAGCGAGUUUUAUUAUUGUAGAGGGAGUUCUUGUGCAGCCAGAGGAGUCGCUUCAGUACGCAUUAAAGGGAAAAAAAAACAGAAAAGGAUGUUUCAUCGAGUUGAAGGAUUCGGAAAGUAAACGGAAGAAGCUCCGCCGAAAGAGUGUUUUGGUCUUGGCUUGUCGACCACCGUCUCUACAAUUUGCAGCACCUUUAGGACCUGUUGAGUGUGCCGGAAGGCAAGGACCAGGAGUUGAACCACCUGCUACCACCAGGCUACCACCAACUUACACUGGACCACCUCCUCCCACAUCAACAUCCUCCAACCCGUCUUCCUGCUCGUCCUUACCUUGACCGGGCUUCGUCUGGGGAUCCUGCUGGGCCUGCUGCAGCUUCGGAACAUGAGUAACUGUUGCCACUGACGCCCCCAGGAGAACACAGUGAGAGCAGCAAUACAGAUGUUUCGCAAAAAAGCAUCUUCCUCCUUGAGAAUGAGAAGAAUAACAGAAACCGCUAGAUGGAGUGUGGACCGUGGGCGGAGCUUGUCCUUCCAUGAGGUGCGUGACCAGCGUGAGGCAGAGAUGAGGGCAACAGCUGAGGAGUCGUCAAACAGCAACAACACUGUGGGAGGCGGAGGAGGUGGCGGCAGCACUGUCCUGCAGCGCCUCCUACAGGAGCAGAUGAACCGGAAUUAUGUUCUGCAACAGCAGCAGCAACAACAACAACAAGGAGGAGGAGGUGGAGGAACAGCAGGGGGAGGGGGAGGAGGUUACUCGGGACAGGGACAGGGACAGGUAGGCCCCUCUGAUGAUCACUCUAUGACCCCCCACAUCGCCCGCCAGGAGCCCCAGGGACAGGAGCUGCAAACGGAUAAUGGCCUGGAGAAAAUGGGAUCCACCAGAGUAGGAGGAGGGGGUGGGAGCAGUGGAGGGGGAGGAGGUUUAGGGACUGGAGGAGGAGGAGGCGGCAGCAAUGGAGGUGGUGGGAGUGGCCAAGGGCAAUGCCCGAACCCUGAGGAUCUCCCUACGUAUGAAGAGGCCAAAGUUCAGUCACAAUACUUCCGUGGCCAUGGUCCUCCUCCUCAGCCUCAGCAGCAGAACAACCAGCCCCAGCAGCCUCCCCUCCCAGCUUCGGUGGGUGCCGCCUUCUAUGUCACUGGGGUGACCAGCGCCAAGGUGCGCACUGAGGGUCGCCCGACUGUGCAACGAGUGAGUGGUGCAGGGAAGGUGCACCAGGAUGAUGGGCUGAAAGAUCUGAAGCAAGGGCAUGUUCGGUCUCUCAGUGAACGACUUAUGCAGCUCUCUCUGGCCACCAGUGGCGUGAAGGCCCAUGCUCCCAUCACCAGUGCUCCUCUCUCUCCCCAGCUGCCCCCUCCAGGGCCGCCAGGUGACUACUACAAGCCGCAGCAUCGCGGCCCCCCUCCAGACUACCCCUUCAAAGGAAUGGGUUCACCUUCGAAGCAGCAGGAGCCUGGAGGCCAUUUUUACCAGGAGCAGAGAGGGAGGGAGCACUCAAGGGAGGUACUCCCUGUCCGAUACCAGCCCCCACCUGAGUACGGCUCGUUCAGGUCCAGUAAGGAGGGUUCGGUUCACUCCCAGAGGCCCCUUCACCAGCACAGUCCCACCUCCUCUGUCACCUCUGUGGGCUCCUUGUCCCGUGCUCAGUCCUCCACCCUCAGCAGCAUGCUUAGCGCCUCCCAGUCCUCCCAUGCCUCCUUCCCCCACCAGCACCCCCAGAGCCAGGGAGAGCCCUUCCCCAGCAUGGUGCCCCGUAGUCCACAGAGUCCUAGCUCCCACCAUGCAGGGGAGCCCUUCACCCUGGGGCCCAUUCACCCACCCCUACAGAGAGGUCAUGGUUUCCCACAUGACCCCUAUGGCUCCACUUCGAGGAUGCACCAUCAGCAGCAGCAUCAUCAGUAUCAACAACAACAGCAGCAGCAGCUCCAAGCACCGGCAUCUCCCCAGCUCCAGCUGCCGGUGCAGGGUGGACAUUUCCUGCAGCCGCACUCCUACUCCCACCUGCAGGGGGAACCCUUUGCUAUGAUGGCGCGUGCCCACCAGAUGGUGGAUGUGCUGACGGAGGAGAACAGGCUGCUGAGGCAGGAAAUGGAGGCCUGCCGAGAUAAAGUCACCAAAUUGCAUAAGUUGGAAACAGAGAUCCAGUUGGUGUCAGAGGCCUAUGAAAACCUCGCCAAGUCUUCCUCCAAGAGGGAGGCUCUGGAGAAAACCAUGAGGAACAAGCUGGAGCUGGAGGUGCGCCGUCUGCACGACUUCAACAGGGACCUUCGAGAGCGCAUGGAGACGGCCAAUAAGCAGCUUGCUGCUAAAGAGUGUGAUGGCUCAGAGGACAACCGAAAAACCAUCUCCCAGCUGCUCACACAGAACAAAGAAACGCUGCGUGAAAAGGAGAAGCUGGAGAUGGAGCUGAAUGCCCUACGCUCCACCACUGAGGAUCAGAGGAGACACAUUGAGAUCAGAGACCAGGCACUCAACAACGCCCAGGCCAAAGUAGUCAAGUUGGAGGAGGAGCUGAAGAAGAAGCAGGUUUACGUGGAAAAGGUGGAGAGGAUGCAGCAGGCUCUGGCUCAGCUCCAGGCAGCCUGUGAAAAGAGAGAACAACUCGAGCACCGACUCCGUACAAGACUGGAAAGAGAGCUGGAGUCGCUACGCAUGCAGCAGCGUCAGGGAGGCUCUCAAAGCAGUGGUGCGGUCCCAUCCGAGUACAAUGCCACAGUGUUGAUGGAGCACCUGAGGGAGAAGGAAGAGCGGAUCCUGGCUCUGGAGGCCGACAUGACUAAGUGGGAGCAAAAGUACUUGGAGGAGAGUGUGAUGAGGCAGUUUGCCCUGGAUGCUGCCGCCUCUGUUGCCACUCAGAGGGAUACAUCUGCAACAGUGAUAAGCCACUCUCCUAGCAGCAGCUACGAUACGUCAGUGGAGGCUCGAAUCCAGAAGGAGGAAGAAGAGAUUCUCAUGGCCAAUCGGCGCUGUUUGGACAUGGAAAGCAGGAUAAAGAAUCUCCAUGCACAAAUCAUAGAAAAGGAUGCCAUGAUCAAAGUUCUCCACCAGCGUUCGAGGAAGGAGCCAAUCAAGUCAGAUCUGCCAUCUGCUAUGAGGCCCUCCAAGUCCCUGAUGUCCAUAUCUAACACUGGCUCCGGUGGUUCAGGACUGCUCUCUCACAGCCUGGGACUCAGUAGCUCGCCCAUCACCGAAGAGCGCAAGGACACCAGCUGGAAAGGCAGUCUAGGGGUUCUGCUGGGUCCUGAGUUUCGCACAGAGUCUCUCAGGACGGAGUCAAUCUCAUCAUCCCCCUCCCCAGUGCUUCCUUCCACUCCGAUGACUGCAGGCCACUCAAAGACAGGCAGCAGGGACAGCUGCACACAGACCGAAAAGGGCCAGAGUCAGGACACCAGCAAGCCCAGCACUCCAGCCCUUCAGAGCAUGACGCUGCCUGCCCGCCUAUCCAGUCCCAGCCCCAUCUACAUCCCUGACCGCAUAGCAGAUGUGGCAGUGUUUCAUAGCAGCACCCUGGAGCGGAGGCUCCCUGUCCAGUCCCACCCACAGCAACAGCCCCCCCCACCAACCCCAUCCACCCAACAGGAAGUGGACAACGACAUGGUGGAGAUCCUCAUCUAACCCAAUGACCUCUGGAAAAAACCAUCAUCCAAAUGAAGUUCCAUCAGAAUAAACACAGCGACAGACGUAAAUCGUCCCGCCUCAUCUUUAAAACCUGCAGCUCUGUCUGUUUUGGCAGAUCCACACCAAGACACAAUUUCAUACUCUUAUGUUUACAUGUGAAUUCAAACACUUCCAGCUUGAGCUAAGUUUUUACACAUUUCCUUAAUUCCUUCACUGAAUCACUGUUUAUCAUCAUCUUAGGAAAAACCCAGAAAUCAAAAGCAAAAAACUGAAGUGUGGCACUCCUUCUUGUCACAUCUCAGCUUUUACAGUUUUACUAAAUGUGUGUGUUAAUAUGAAGUGGACGUUCAUAGCCUCUUAUUUAUGUUUCUGAUUCCUGAGGCACUUUCGCAGAACAGUGAUGGUAAUGGAUUUAACUUUGGCGACAUAUGUUAGCAGUUGAAUUAAAGUUUACGAGUUUUUUCAGUCAUGAUGUAAGCUUGUUAAAGUUGACACAAUUAUCAUUAAUUAGAUGGAAAAUAUAAAAAACUACGCUGAAAGCCAAAAUCUUCCCAUUAAAAUUUUAUCAUAGAGAGCAUAAAAAAUCCACACCCACAUAUACAAAUGUAUUUUUAACUUUUAUAUUUAAGGACUGAAGGAUUUCUCUUUUUGUCACUCUUGGUAUUGUAUGACUCGCUGUGGUUGGUGACAAAGGCUUUGUUUAAAUGCACUACUUUUUGACCUGGGGGUUUAGUGUCGUUACUGUGUGUACAAUCUAAUAGUGACCCUAUUACUAACUGUAGCACCAGUGGCAUUUUAACAUAUUUGGGAAAUUUUGGGCGGCUUAGCAUGUAGCAUUUUUCCUUCCCAACAUGCAAGCAUAUGUUGAUGAAAAAACUGGCCUUGCAACAAGGAUUUAGAUGUAAGAGAAAGCAGCUUGUUACUUGGACAUGUGAUGAGAUCUGUAAAUUCUCCUGUACAGUGUUGCUGGAGGCUGGUAAGCUUCAUUGGACCAAAUGUCUUGGCUACCUUUUUGUUGCAUUUAUUGCACUAAUUAUUUUUGUGUUUCUUUUUUGCUAUAUUACUUUAGGACUUCUGACAUUAGGUAUUGUAUUUAUGUGUUUUGUUUUUUUUUUUUACUGUAGUUAGACACAGCACCUGGGUAAUCAGAAAUGGUGUAAACUAUAAACCAUUAUCAACUGUACAUAUAGAGUAUUUACAUUGUUUAUGUACUGUAAUGGCCUGUGUUAACUCUGCGCUGUGGAGGGAUCUGAGAGCUGAACCUUAGAGCUGGGUUACAUUUCCAGGGCAUAUUGAAUUAGUAAGUUGGGAUGCUACCUUCAACAUAGCAGACUUGUUUUGCUCCAUGGUUGGUGAAAAGUAACCUGAAGAUGAAGUGCUGCAUGGUUCAUCAAGAACAUAGCCCUCAUAAGUUCUUUAUGAAACACCCCUGAACUAAUAGACUUGCACAGGUUGGCUAGCUCCAAACUGAUUGUGUCCAUUUCAUGAAGGGAAUUCGUUUGUGUUUUGGAAACAUGGUGCCCACUGUACGACUCUGAUUGACAAGAAGGGGGGUGGAAGUCUGACAGUUUUUUGGCUGCCUGCAUGACCCCACUGGUUGGGGUCACAAUCAAGUAGCAGAGGCUCUUAAAGUAGUUCAUUCAGUAUUUCACUUCCCAUGCUUGAAGAACAAUAUGGAGGGUAUAUAUCUGUUAGUAUGAUGCAUAGCAUGUCACAAAAUUGACGUAUGUACACUAUAUUGUGACUAUUUAAUUUUUCAGCCACUUGUAUUACCAUACCUACCACCCCUGUUUAUGAUCAAAACCAUGAAAAGUAUUUCAAGACACCAUUUGACUGACUUGAGGUUUGAUUUGAAAUAACACCAGCCUUGUCACUGUUAUGCAACGUUGGACUAAGUCUGCUCUUCCAUUGGCAUAUUAAAUAUGAUUUUUGUAAGUUUUCAGGCUAGGACAAUUUUGCAUUACUUUACACUAUGCAUAGUGCAGUGUUGGGUAUGGACCAAAGGUCACAGAAUGGAUUGGUAUUCAUCCGUGUAGAUACAAUCCUUGUGUAAACUCCAUCUUAGAAAGGCAUCACGUUCACUCUUCAAUCAGAUGAAAUUAUUUUGGGAUUUGUUCAUUUCUUAAGAAUUUUGUUGAAAUAAGUGAUAAUAUUUAGAGACAAGUCUCUCCAAUCAUUUCAAGAUAUUAGCAUGAAAUUGAAUUGUAUAGUUUAAUGGAGUGCAAAUCUACCUUUGAGUGGUUUUAUGGUGGUGACAGCUGUUCAAUCUGUUCUAGGCUGUAGCAGCAAUCCAAAAACUACACUUUUAAAUCAAGCCAAGUUAUUCAGCUCAGCUAUUCAAGUCAAGAAGAGCUGUGCGUUUGCAAAAUCAAAUGUUUUUUUUUAACAUGUGGUUAAAUAUUACAUUUCCAGUGAGGUUAAUAUAGUUAGAUUCAAGAUGUCCACUGAAAACCAAAAAUCUUGGACCAAAGAAGCUAAGAAUGGUCAGCCAAUUGAUAUUACAAUUUCAGAGGCUCAGUGGGAUUAUUUCAGUAAAGACUGUUUCAUUAGAAGAACUUAACUAGGAAUGCACUGAUAUGUUGUAACUGAAUAUACCUGACGUUUGAGUGAGGACGUAGACCACUACUUAACCUCAGCCAAAAUGAUUUAUUUUUCUCCAUUUCAGAAAUCUACAAUCCUUGUGUGUGAAAUCAUUUGAAAAUCAAGUUGAUUUGCUUCCUGGCACACAACAUGAGGCAUGCUGUAUUUUGACUGAAACAUGUUUAUAACUGCCAAUCACUUUUGGUUCAAUGUUGUCCUGGUAUCCAUUGCCAUAUUAGGUAUUGGUUAAUAAAUAUUUUGACAUAUUUGCCAUCACCAGCACAUUAUUAGGUGUUGUUUAAACUGGUACUGUAAAAUAUCUAUCUGAGCAUUGUCAUGUGUCAUGUUGGGCUCAGCUGAAAUCUUGAAGACAAUGGACCCUGUGGGAAUCAUAAGGGCUCAGGUGGGAUCAAUACAGGUUUCUGAUGGUAGACUGCAACCUUACAAAGUAAUCCUUUAAAAAGCUGCUUUAGUUUCACAGUGACCAUAGUGAGUUUUGGUUAGGUUGUGAAUAGUUUUCAUGAGCCCAGUACCAUGUAAAAACAAGCGCUAAAGUAAAAGCUGCAAAAUUAAAUUUUUCACUUCUGUUGCUGGCAUUCCCUGCCUUGUAACAAACACAUUUCACUGAAUGUUCUUAUGUGACUGAUAUUUUGGGUACGAACCUUUAUUAUUAUCAGAUCAGAACAUUGUACGAAAUACAAAUAUCUUAGUUGGUUGCAAAAGAUGAAAUGCCACAUACUGAAAGGAUGUACAGUCGGGAUCAGUUCUGUGUCGGUUUAUGUCUAACACUGGGAGUUUAAAAUCUAGUCUUACGACUACAGUGUAGGUCUCCAAGAGACAUCCCAGAAUGAGCUGGGAAAAACCUACAGUUCUAAUCAGACCUGCAGUGGGUCUCUAAUUUGAGUGAACUAAGAACGCCAGCAUAAAUUCACAUUGGAGAAGUUGGAACCAGUGGACAUUUAUGCUAUGCAUAUUAUGACAAUUCAAUCAAUUAACAACAACUUUCAAAAUGGUUGCCAAUUACUUUUGUCAAUGAAUAGUUUCAUAUAGUGUUUCCACAAGGCACUUGUGAGAAUUCUUCUUUGUAAAGAAAUGUUUUCGUACUGGCACUUACAUGAACAUGCUUUAUGACAUUUUGGCAUUUAUCAUGUCGGCAAUAUGUGCUGUUAGCAUGAGGUUAGUGUUAACAAGUAAACACACCCCCACACCGUGUCUGUUUCAAAAUGAUUUUUAAUCAGAAUGUCCAUUUAUUGUACAGUGCUAAUUACAACACUGGUGAAUCCACCAGAUCUGUUUUUUAACCAUAUGAAAAGUUUGAACAGAAACUUUUUGUAACUUACAGAUAUGCAACUUCAUCAUCCCACCUGAGAGCUCACCACAGGCCUUGGUCCUGCCUCUGUUCCUGCACCAAAGCAUCCCACAGAUUACAGUCCAACAUGGACACACGAACUGGAGUAACUGCUUUUUGUGUAGGGAAAUAAAACUUUGAAGCCAUUUUCCUCAUUCCUACAAUCUAUGCAGUUACUGCCUAAAAAACUCAAAUCCUGUUGCAAGUGCCUCUACACCUGCCAUGAUAUAGAUGACUAUUAUUUUUGUGGACAAAAUUUAAGGUGUAGGAGUCGUGUUUGUCUUUACCAGGCACUUGUCAUAUGUUUCUGUACUGGCACUUCAGUCAUUAAAAGCGUUGUUGUCUCUUAGCAUGUAGAGCCUAUAUCAGCUGUCAUUCGCUGCACUUCCUGAAUGUACAGUUUUCCCAUAAUGUGACAAAUGCCUGGCAAAGAAGAGCUCAAUUCAAACUCGUGUUAAGUCUCUUUGAGAGCAGUUUUUAAUGUUUACUGGCUGUAAAAUAGUAAAAAUGUCAAUGUCAGUUGUAUUCAAUGUCUGUAUUGUUGUAGUGAUUCUUGUUUAAGGCAAUGUGUUUCGAGUUUGUUUAUAUAGAUGCUGCUUAAGUCAUUGCUGUACAAUCACAAUUCACAUAAAAGCAAUUUUCUGAUUAAUCAUCUUUUUUACAACAUUCAUCUCAUAGUUUCUUGUAUUAUGGUAUUAAGUCAUUUACUUUUCUUUCUGUAUACUUUUUUCUGACAAACUCCAAAAUAACCAAAUGUUUGUUAUACAAUAUAAAUGGGUUAAGUUAGUAUUAACUUAAUCUUUUUGUUAAAUAAAUUA